UGAAGUCAUUUUAGCAGUAGUCAUUAUGGAGAAAAGGUCGAAGCCCAACUGGAUAUCAUACAUCUUUUUCCUUUAUAUGAUCCCACUGUUCUGGAACAGUUUUAAAAAGGAUUUUACCGAAGACGACGUUUCCGUGAAUCACAAAGAAGCCAACCGAUAUGGAGAUUUACUCGAAAAGACGUGGAUGGAAAAACGGAAAACCAGCAAGAAAUGGUCGCUGCUUUUAUCAAUGUUCAAAGUCUUCGGCUUAGAAUUCUGCAUAAUCGGAAUAUUGUGUUUAAUACGAGAAUUAACAACCAUAAUACUUUUGCCGAUGCUGGUCGAACGUUUGAUCUUGCAUUUCGCCGAUCCCAUUAACGAAGAGGACGGUUACAUACUCUUCGCCAUUUGGGCAUUCGUUUUCUUUAUUAUAAAAAUCCUUUUGCAUGCGGUCAUGUUCAGAUUCCAAACGUUGACCAUGAAGAUACGGUCUUCUUGCACUUCGCUGAUUUACAGGAAAUCUCUGAGACUGGAUCAAAAACAUUUCGGAAAAUCUACGGCCGGAAAAGUGGUGAAUCUUUUAUCCAACGAUAUGCAAAAGUUCGACACUUAUUCGAUGCUCGUGCACAUGGUUUGGAUAACGCCGAUCCAAUUGAUCGUGGGCACUUACCUGCUGUACACUUACAUGGGUUGGAUAGCUUUCAUUGGAGUAAUUUUCCUAUUCAUAUUUUUCCCAAUUAUACUUUAUUUGAGCAAAAAAAUUUCCAUGUGCCGUUUGAAGAUGGCAACGAAAACUGAUACAAGGGUGAAGCUCAUGAACGAGAUUUGCUCGAACAUAAAAACAAUCAAAAUGUACACGUGGGAGAAGGCGUUCCUUGAUUGGAUCACAAUAAUAAGACGUGAAGAGAUGAGCUACGUUUUACGAUCCGACAAUUUCAUCGGAUUACUGUCCUCUUUUGAUGGUUUUGUAGUGCGCGGUUCCAUCUUCGUCACGCUCGUCGCGUGCGUGUUCUUCGAAUUGAACCUGAAAAUCUCUGAUGUCUUCGCUGUUGUCUGCAUCCAUUACAUAAUGCGGUUCACGGCAAUCAGUCAACUAACAUGCGCGAUUCCUGCUGUGAUUGAUAUCAAGCUCGGACUGGACAGGGUCCAAGAAUUUCUGAAUACACCGGAGAAGACGGUGAAGGAAAUCGAAGUGGAUCACGAAGACGGCGUUUUUAUCACGAACGUUAUCAAGUCGAAGAAAUGCAAGGUCGUGUUCGGCAAGGUGAGCGCAAAAUGGCAGGACGAAAACACUUUGACCGAUAUAAGCUUCAGUUUGGAUGGGAAUCAGAUGAUCGGUGUUAUUGGGCCUGUGGGAAGCGGUAAAAGCAGUUUGCUUAAUGUUAUUCUUCAGGAGUUGCCUGUUACUUCCGGACAUUUAUCCGUCACCGGAAGCAUCUCUUACGCUCCUCAAGAACCGUUUCUGUUCAACGGUAGCAUCCGCCAAAAUGUUUUAUUCGGCGGAGAAUUCAACGCUGAGAGAUACAAGAAGGUGUGUCAGGUGUGCGCCUUGGAACGUGACUUCACGUUGCUCCCAUCCGGAGAUGAUACGUCCGUGGAUCUUCUCAGCGGAGGCCAAAAGUCGCGCGUAAAUUUGGCGAGGUGCAUUUACAGAGAGGCAGAUAUAUACUUACUGGACGAUCCAUUAUCAGCUGUAGACAAUAAAGUCGGUGGACACAUCUUCAAGGAAUGCAUCCAGGGAUUCUUGGAAGGCAAAAUACGAAUUUUGAUAACGCACCAGUUGCAGCAUCUGAGGAAAUUCGAAGAUUUGAUUAUUUUGGAGAACGGGAAGAUUUCGUGUAGAGGCAGUUACAGCGAUUUGCAAGCUUGCGACUCGGACUUUGCCAAAUCAUUAAAGAUCGAUGAUCAAAAAGAAAGCAGUGAAAAGGUAGAGCAAACUGAUGAAGAGGAAACUGUCAGCAGUAGUUCGAACGAGAACAAAGAGGAGAUGAAUUCAGGUUCAAUCAAAUUGAAAACUUACUGGACUUAUUUCAGGUCCGGCGGAAACGCGUUCAUAUUGAUCUUACUUUUAACGAUGUUCAUUAUAUCCCAAUUGAUUUACUCGUAUCUAGAUUACUUCGUUAUGGAUUGGAUGUCCCAUGAUGAUGAUGUUUUAAACAAUAAAGAUUUCCAACUGCAGAUGGUUUACACGUACAGCGCAGUGAUAUUGGCCACUAUACCGAUAACUUUGAUCCGAUCGAUUUGGCAUUACAGAUUCUGCUCGAAAGGCGCGGAACGUCUGCAUUUCACCGCUUUCACGCGAUUACUCGAAACGCCGAUGAAGUUCUUCGAUUCCAAUCCAACCGGACGAAUCUUGAACACGUUUUCGAAAGACUUCACCAUCGUCGAUAUAGUAAUUCCACACAUCGUGCACGACGUAUUUUCAAUACAACUCAAUCUAAUCGCAAUUUUGAUCAUGGGUAUAAUCAUUAAGGUCUACCUGAUCAUUCCCUCGUUAAUCCUCAUUAUCAUAUCAAUCAUAUUGCUCAAAUUUUAUAUGAGAUUAUCCUUGAUGGUUAAGAGGAUAUACGCUUCUUCAAGAAGUCCAAUAUUUGGUCAUCUAAGGAGUUCGUUGAACGGAUUAAGCACAAUACGUGCUUUCAACGCGGAGAAUAAGUUCAGCGAAGUUUUCGAUGAUCUGCAGGAUUUUAACAACUCAAGUUGGGUGCUUUGUGCAGCGGCAGUCAGGGCUUUUGGCUUCUGGAAUGAUCUAAGCUGCAUUGUGGUGUUAUCCACGAAUAUAGUGAUAUUAGUAUACCUGGAUGAAAACAACAGAAGCGAGGCAAUUGGUUUUCUUUUGACUCUGUACAUGUCCGUGAUGUUGGGCUUCCAAUGGGGCAUGCGGCAAACUACGGAAAUGAUCAACGAAAUGGUAUCAGUGGAGAGGAUUCAGAAGUUCACCAAUUUGAAGCGAGAAGACGAUUUCGAAUUGAAUUUCGAUUGGCCCAAAUCUGGGAACAUUGAAUUCAAAGAUACGAGUUUGGAAUACAGCGAAGGUAAAAGGGUGUUGGAUAACUUGAAUCUCGCUGUAAAGUCGGGAGAGAAAAUUGGAAUAAUCGGAAGGACCGGAGCUGGAAAAUCGACGAUCCUCUCAGCUCUCUAUCAGCUGUACAAAACCGACGGGAAAAUCGUCAUAGAUAAUUGCAAUAUAUCCGAUUUACCAAUAAAAAUGCUGAGAAGGAAUAUUUCUAUAAUACCACAAGAACCGGUUUUGUUCGAGACCAGCGUCAGGAAGAAUUUGGAUCCUUUCGACGAGUACACGGACAGAGAUAUCUGGCAAACUUUGGAUGAUGUUGAGCUUAAGGAUUCCGUCUCGGAUUUAACGGAGAUGCCAAGGAACUUCAGUCUCGGUCAGAGACAACUCUUCUGCUUAGCAAGAGCGUUGCUUAGGAACAACAAGAUACUGGUUUUGGAUGAAGCCACUGCUAACGUUGAUCCGCAAACGGAAAGUUUGAUCCAGAAGACGUUGAAGUUAAAGUUUAGCGAUUGUACGGUGUUGACCAUUGCCCAUAGGUUGCAAACGGUUAUGGAAUCGGAUAAAAUCUUGGUCAUGGAGAGUGGACGAGCCGCAGAAUUCGCACAUCCGUAUGAACUGUUGAGCAUGGAGACGGGAAUCUUCAAGUCGAUGCUUCAAAGUAGCGGAGAUUACGCGCAUCUCUCUAAUAUCGCUGAAAAGAACUACCAAAUGAAGAAAAUGGAAUAAAUUUACUACGUCAAUUAAAGUUGAUGAAUAUGC
Nicrophorus vespilloides is the source of this 3754-nucleotide messenger RNA. RefSeq names its product probable multidrug resistance-associated protein lethal(2)03659. NCBI's taxonomy places the organism in Eukaryota, Metazoa, Arthropoda, Insecta, Coleoptera, Silphidae. Gene Ontology annotation, molecular function: ATP hydrolysis activity; ATP binding; ABC-type transporter activity. Gene Ontology annotation, biological process: transmembrane transport. The record is from RefSeq and is a predicted model, not a curated record. Gene Ontology annotation, cellular component: membrane. Bases 26 to 3721 code for a protein of 1231 amino acids. The transcript is spliced from 9 exons.